AUGUCUGCAAUCGCAAACCGACCCUACCCGCCGCAGUCACAAUCGCCGCAUUCACAGCAGUAUUACGCUUCGCAGCCGCCAGUGUCGCCAGACUCGACGAGGCCCUCGCGAAAUGGGAUCAUCGCACCAACAACACCCCAGGCUCACAACUCUCCGCAAUCUGCAGCAGGUUUGACCCUGAACACCCCACGCGCCCAACCCGCAACCUCCUCCUCCCAACCAUCUUCCCAGAUGGCGACCGCCGCAGUCUCCAACGCCGGCGCGCCCAUGCCUCCGCCCCGGACUUCUUCGCACCGCAAUCAGGCCAGCCCCUCGACUCCCCGAACUGCACAAGACGCGUCUCAGUCACGCAGGAAAGGCAAGGACAGCCCGCAUCAGCAAGGGAGCGCUAGCAGAUCGCGGCCGACCCCCUCGCAACCGUCACACAGCCGCUCCGCGUCCGCUGUCGGCCAACCACCGGCUGGCACGAACCUGCCCCGUGAAGAAAGCACCGUCAUCAACAGGAUAGUCGUCGCAGAUCCUCAAGAAGACAUUGCCCGUGAACAGGCGAGGCAAGCAGAAGCAAUACCCGCGACAUCUGGACCAGGCAUUACGCCGAUAACCGGCCUCGGCCUGGUAGGCAGUGAAGGCGUCGAUGACGGAGGCAGAGGCGCGGGAAGGAGCCGCCAGGAUCAUUCCACCAGCUCGGCAAAGCGCUCUCGGUUCGGCAACUAUAUCCUUGGACAGACGCUCGGUGAGGGCGAAUUUGGCAAGGUCAAGAUGGGCUGGAAGAAAGACAGCAGCGUCGAAGUGGCUAUCAAGCUCAUAAGAAGAGAAACCCUGGGCGGCAAUGCAAACCGCUUGCAAAAGAUUUACCGUGAAAUUCACAUUCUUCGCGGCCUCGAACACCCGAAUAUUGUACGCCUGCACGAGAUGGUGGAGACGGAACGCCAUAUCGGCAUCAUAUUAGAGUAUGCGUCUGGUGGCGAGUUGUUCGACUACAUCCUCAAUCACAGAUAUCUCAAGGACAAUGCCGCGCGCAGAUUAUUCGCGCAACUCAUCUCGGGUGUCGGCUACCUGCAUAAGAGGGGCAUCGUUCACCGAGACUUGAAACUUGAAAAUUUGCUUCUCGAUCGCAACAGAAACAUCAUCAUUACAGAUUUCGGAUUCGCUAAUACUUUUGACCCUACCGAUGAGCUUAGCGAGGACAUUGAGUUCAACUUGAGUAACAAGGAUUAUAUCAAGGCAAUGGGACUAGAGGGUACUGAUGGAGCACGUCGGGGCGAUCUCAUGCAGACCAGUUGUGGUAGUCCUUGUUACGCAGCGCCUGAGCUGGUGGUUAGCGACUCUCUGUACACUGGUCGGAAAGUGGACGUGUGGAGUUGUGGUGUGAUUCUGUACGCCAUGCUCGCCGGUUACUUGCCCUUCGACGAUGACCCAGCCAACCCCGAGGGCGAUAAUAUCAAUCUCUUAUACAAGUACAUCGUGUCCACCCCACUCACCUUUCCCGAAUACGUCACACCGCAUGCUCGAGAUCUCUUGAAACGGAUCCUCGUACCCGAUCCAAGAAAACGAGCGGAUCUAUUCGAAGUUGCGAGACAUAGCUGGCUCAGCGACUACGCUCAUGUAGUCAGCUUCAUUACCUCGAGCACGACUACCUCCAAUGACGUGCAAAAAGCACCAACAGCAAACAAAGAUCCACUCGAUGCUCCCCCAGCACUCGCUAGAAGCGCUUCCGUGCGCGAACCAGGAAAGCCCCAUACAGCCGUCACGCCCGUUGGUGGUCUCACUGCCAAACGUGAUCAGAUCAACUCCCAACCGUCCGAUAAGACCAAAAAGGACAACAAACGCCGAACCGUGCAAGUCGAGUACGUGGCACCUCAGUCACAAACAGCUCGUGGGGAAGCGUCGCCGCCCACUGCUCCCGCGGCAUCGUCAAAGUCCCGCGUCAAAGACCCAGGACCCACCGAGGUUCCCGCAACAGAUGGCUAUAACGCUCGUCGAUCAACCACAACCAGCAACAUGGCCGCUCCAUCAAGGCCAGGGCGAGAACCACAAAGAUCGGUCUCAGACUAUACGGCGUUUGGUGCAGUGCCUGCAACAUCCACAGCGCGUCCUUCAACAGGCGGUACAUUGGGUGCAAACUCACGCUUGCCUUCAAGAGGAAACUCGUACAGCCAGCCUGCUACUGCUACCGUUGCUCAAACCAACGUAGAGGGCCGAUUUUCUCAGCCAAAGGGUAAACAAUAUUCUAUUUCGGGACCGAUUGCGCAGGGCGAUGCGGGAAUGGGACAGCCCAGUAUUGGACAACCCAGCGCGCAACGAGUGCAAUCACUACAAACAGAGCAUAAAGGACACAAGCGCUCGAACACGGUUAGUGAGACCCUGGGCAGGGUGACAUCGAUGUUCUCGAGCCGUCAGCCUUCCUAUUCGUCCUAUUCGCAAGAUCCCAAAGACUCGUCCAUCUCUCAAAACUCGAAUUAUGCGCAUGAGAACAGACCGCAGAAAUCAUAUCCUCCCACAGCCAUGCCUGGACCUAUUGCUAACGAAGCAUUUCCCCGACAGAGCAACGAGUCUAGCAGACGAACAUCGUUUGGCUUCUCACGUAAAACUACGAAUGACUCCCACAACACGGGCAAGUCGGGACGAAGGUUUUCCCUUUUACCGAGUUCAUUGUCGAAGACAUUUGGUUCGGGGCACAGAGAGAGUAUGCCGGCGCAGCCACACUCCGAGCGCCGCGGCUCUGCAGCUGCAACAGGGAGACCAAGAGCUGGUUCUCGUCCGAGCGGCUUGGCCUUCGGGCGUGGAAAUGACUCCCGGUCUCCUAGUCAGAGCACCACGGGAAGUAAUGUUCCAGGCUUCUACGAUGGAUCACACGACAGCAGGCGCGCGGUUCCUGCAUCCGCUCCACCCAAUCAAACACAGUUCGACUACGCUUCGCCCAUUGGCGACGACAAAUUCCCUGGUCCGAAGGAACAGCACCCUUCUGCGAACAGACCGUAUCGCCAUCACACAAAUGACUCAGAGGCGAGCGAGGGCGUUCCGCGGGGUCAGCAUAGGCCACAAUAUCCGCCUGGCAUGGGUAGCGAUGGCCCCGAAGAAAGGCAGAGGAAAGGGGUGCUACAGAAGAGUAGGAAGUUCGCGGAUGCAUAUGAUGAGAGUGCGGGUAACAAGGGAUCGAGUGGUAGCUCGAAGAGAGUGAUGGACUUCUUUCGAAGAAUGGGCCGGCAGAGAGGAAAGGAGGACCGGUGA
Didymosphaeria variabile is the source of this 3231-nucleotide messenger RNA. RefSeq lists its product as uncharacterized. Gene Ontology annotation, molecular function: ATP binding; tau-protein kinase activity; protein serine/threonine kinase activity. Gene Ontology annotation, biological process: microtubule cytoskeleton organization; intracellular signal transduction; protein phosphorylation. The record is from RefSeq and is a predicted model, not a curated record. Gene Ontology annotation, cellular component: cytoplasm. The transcript has 3 exons. The coding region runs from base 1 to 3231 and encodes 1076 amino acids. NCBI's taxonomy places the organism in Eukaryota, Fungi, Ascomycota, Dothideomycetes, Pleosporales, Didymosphaeriaceae.